This is a messenger RNA of Physella acuta, 2529 nucleotides long. RefSeq names its product zinc finger protein 28. NCBI's taxonomy places the organism in Eukaryota, Metazoa, Mollusca, Gastropoda, Physidae. Gene Ontology annotation, biological process: regulation of transcription by RNA polymerase II. Gene Ontology annotation, cellular component: nucleus. Gene Ontology annotation, molecular function: RNA polymerase II cis-regulatory region sequence-specific DNA binding; DNA-binding transcription activator activity, RNA polymerase II-specific. The record is from RefSeq and is a predicted model, not a curated record.
UAGUAACAAAAAUAGGUGCCUUAAAGUUUUAAAGUCUCAAACUAGGCCUACACUGUCAAACAGGAAAGCUGACUAUCUACACUUACAAGAAUGGAAGAAGGAAAAAACAUUCCAUUAUGGUUUGAAAAUAAAUCACAUGAGGAAAUCAAUUCAAAUAGCUUUAAUUUGGUGGAAAUAAAGCCGAAUAUAUCAUUUCCAAAAUUUGUGGAUAUGAAAGCAGUUUCAACAUUUUCAACUUUUGUGGACAUGAAACAAGAUGUUUCAACUUCUGUGGACAUGAAACCAGGUGUUUCAACUUUUGUGGACAUAAAACCAGGUGUUUCAACUUCUGUGGACAUGAAACCAGGUGUUUCCACUUCUGUGGACAUAAAACCAGGUGUUUCCACUUUUGUGGACAUAAAACCAGGUGUUUCAACUAUUGACGACAUGAAGUUAGGUGUUUCAACUAUUGACGACAUGAAACCAGGUGUUUCCACUUCUGUGGACAUAAAACCAGGUGUUUCCACUUUUGUGGACAUAAAACCAGGUGUUUCAACUAUUGACGACAUGAAGUUAGGUGUUUCAACUAUUGACGACAUGAAACCAGGUGUUUCCACUUUUGUAAAUACAGAUAGUGAUAAACCAGAUGGUUCAAUAGGACAGCUAAGCAAUUCAAUAGAUUCAUCUAUUUGUAGUGAAAAAGUAACUCUUAUAAAAUCAGAGAUUUACAGUGAUUUAGAGGAAUUAAAAUUAAUGCAUAUAAAGUCUUUAGAAGUAUUAAAUUUAAAUAACAGAAGUUGUUCUGAAGUUAAACAGCAUAAAUGUAAUAUUUGUCAUAAAAACUUUUCCAAAAAAAAAUAUUUAUCUCGGCAUCAAAUAAUUAAUUCUGUAAUAGCAAAACAUAAAAGUUGUCAUUCUGUAGUUGAGAAACAUGAAUGUGAUAUUUGCCAUAAAAAAUAUUCUUGGAAAUCUGGUUUAAAUCAGCAUAAAAAAGUUCAUUCUGGAAUAAAGGAGUAUGAGUGUGAUAUUUGUCAUAAAAAUUUCUUUCUGAAAGCUGCUUUAUCUGAGCAUAAAAUUAUUCAUUCUCAAAUUAAGGAGUAUGAGUGUGAUAUUUGUCAUAAAAUGUUUAGUAGCAGGCGUUAUUUAAACAAACAUAAAAUUUUUCAUUCUGGAGUCAAAGAACAUGAGUGUGAUAUUUGUCAUAAAAAAUUUUCUCGGAAAAACGACUUAUCUAGGCAUAAAGUUGUUCAUUCUGGUAUUAAGGAGUAUGAAUGUGACAUUUGUCAUAAAAUGUAUUAUCAAAAGAGUUAUUUAAACAGACAUAAAAUUAUUCAUUCAGGAACAUAGUGAUAUUUGUCAUCUCACAUUUUCUCUAAAGUCUCAUUUGACAUAAAAUUAUUCAUUCUGGAGAAAAACCAUAUAAAUGUAACAUGUUUUUUUUUAAGUUUUCUGUAAAGUUUUAUGUGAUUCAACAUUAAAAUAUUCACUUUGGGGAAAAAGAAUCAUAACAAAAUCCAUUCUCCAUUUAAAGUUUUGUCAGUAGUAUAAUUUAACACACCAUAUAAAUGUUAACUCUUGCAAAAUUACUGGCAUGGUUUAUUACAAAUAUUUAUCAACUGCACUGUUUAAAGUGAAUGUAAGCACCAUAGCGCUCAUUGGAUAACCUGGGGCGCCAAAUGGCACCCUUCUGUAGCACCGCCUGUGCAAAAUUGAAAUUUUUUUUUCUCAGAAACCUCCUCAGGAGUAUUCUCAACAAUUUCCCAAAGUUUCAUGGCGAUUGGUUAAAAGUUGUAGUAAUGCAUAAAAGACAAAUAAAGUCUGAACAAAUAUAUUUGGAGGGUUUUAUCAAGCUUUACUAAUGCUAUGUUCUUAAAUGCGUGAAUUUGUUUUCUAAAAUAGAGUUAUUUACAUGUAGACAAUGCCUGGGCUUGGAACAUAUUUAUCGGGACACUACAGUGUAAGUAAAUCACUCACCCUUAUAUCACUAUUAAACACUCACCGGGGAGCCGGGGCGUUUCGGGUCAUGAAAUAGAUGGAGUUUUAACACUGAAUAUAGUAGUACCCCUUACCCGCUAUGCAGAACGCCCGAUAAACUGAUGGUAAAAUAGCCACUCUGGAUGUCUGGACGUCAAAUCAUGUAUUGACAAAAAUCGCACCCUCCAGGGUGCCACCCAUAAGAAACUUAAUUUUUAUUUUUUCUUCUCUAGAGUAUUUUCAUCUACUCCCCAAAGUUUCAUGGCACUAAAGAUGAACAUUGUCAAACCACAUCCAUAAAUAGAGAAAAUUCGCACCCUCCCGGGGCGCUGCCCUUGCGAAAUAAAAAAAAAAUAUAUUUUUUUUGCAGAAACCUCUCCUGGAGUGUUCUCAUUAAUUUCCCAAAGUUUCAUGACGGACGGAUGAACUGUGUCAAACUGCAAUCGACUUUUAAUUUUAUAUUCUGUAUAUAGAAUAAAAAUCUAAUGGCGCCCUGCGGGGAUGCCACCCCUGCGAAUUUGAAAUUUCUUUUUUUGUAGUAACCUCCCCAGAAGUAUUCUCAACAGGUUCCCAAAG